Molecule: messenger RNA, 1224 nt
Organism: Salpingoeca rosetta
Lineage: Eukaryota; Choanoflagellata; Craspedida; Salpingoecidae
Exons: 9
Coding region: 1-1224 (407 amino acids)
Biological process (GO): acyl-CoA metabolic process
Cellular component (GO): mitochondrion
Molecular function (GO): fatty acyl-CoA hydrolase activity
Source: RefSeq, a predicted model, not a curated record
AUGAUGGUUGCGGGUGGUGGAUUGCGGGCUGUUGCUGGAGUGGUGCUUCGGCAUCGUCAGCAGACCGCGGCCGUUGCUCGUGUGGCCGGUGUGCGGCUCCUCUCCUCCUCGCCAUCGGCUUCGCUUUCCUCCUCAAGAGACGACCUGGCUUCUGUCCUCGGAGAAGUUCGACCGAGGUCCAGUAUCACCAACAAGUUGUGGCGCGCACGCAAUUCCAUCACAAAGGAGGAUGCCCACAAGCCGUCCCAGGUCUUGACAAAGACCAUGGCUGACAGCUACACGGAGGUGUGCCUGCCAUUCUCCACAGACAAGUUACUGCAGGAAGAAUACCUGACCUAUGCAGGCUCCAUCCGCGUCGGAAAGAUUCUGGAGGACCUGGAUGCCCUCGCCGGCACCAUCGCCUAUCGCCACUGUGACGACACGACCCACUACGGUCCCCUGACUAUCGUCACUGCAUCCGUUGACCGCAUCACCCUCCUCAAGCACUGCGGCAAGCAGGUUGCCACGUUCACGAUGGUGGCGCGCGAUCCCGUGACCAAGUCAGCGUACCCCGUGAACAAGCUCAAGGCAACAACACCAGAGGAGGAGGAGAUCAUGAAACUCGGCGAGCACAACAAGCGUGUCAGAAAGCGCGAGCGGGAGCAGUCUGUGCACCGCCAGCCGCCGACGGAGGAGGAGCGAUUGAUUGUGCAUGAUCUCUAUCUCCGCUCCAAGGACACCACUCGCAAGCGCCCGCUCGACACAUUGUGGAUGGUGGAUACGCAGCGCCAGUCCAUGCGCAUGUGUCACCCGAUUGAACGCAACAUUCACAACAGCAUCUUUGGCGGCUUCAUCAUGCGGGAGGCGUUUGAGAUUGGAUGGAUGACUGCUGUGCUCGCCGUUAAGGACCACCCAUUCCUGCUUGCCGUGGACGACAUUUCAUUCCAGCACCCGGUUGAGAUUGGAUCCCUGCUCACGUUCUCUUCCAUGAUCACAUACGCACCGGGGAAUGACAGCCGCGCCCUGCAAGUCGAUGUCCGCGCUGAAGUCAUCAGCCCAACGACUGGCCAGAGCAAAGUGACCAACACGUUCCACUUUACGUUCUCUGCGCCUCACCCGACCGUGCCCACGGUUCUCCCCAGGACAUACGAGGAGUCCAUGUGGUAUCUUGACGGACGCCGUCGCUUCCUGAAGAGUCGCGAGGAGUGCAGACAGCUCUGCCCAGACCUGCUCAAGUACUACUGA